Colletotrichum karsti is the source of this 1233-nucleotide messenger RNA. Its product is annotated as evolved d-pantonohydrolase. Lineage: Eukaryota; Fungi; Ascomycota; Sordariomycetes; Glomerellales; Glomerellaceae. The record is from RefSeq and is a predicted model, not a curated record. Bases 1 to 1233 code for a protein of 410 amino acids. The transcript has 8 exons.
AUGGCUUUCCCAAGACUUGCUUCCGGCUUGGCCCUAUUCCAGGGCCUCGGCCUCUUCUCCGGUGUUCAGGCACAGUCUUCCGAGAGACCGUUGCCCGAGAAAGCUCAGAUCAUCGACCAGAAGAGUUUCCUUGUCUUGGAGAACGUUCCACCCCCGGCGGAGGCUAAUGCCACCACGGUCUUCCUCUGGCCCGGUGUCACUCAGGAAUCUCUCACCGAGAGACCGUUCCACGUGUAUGACCCGGAAUUUUACGACAUCAUUGGCAGUGAUCCUUCGUUGACUCUGAUUGCCACAUCAGAGGUUGACCCAAUCUUCCACGAGGCCGUGACAUGGUAUCCUCCCACCGAAGAAGUGUUCUUCGUUCAGAACGCUGGAGCACUUGAUGCGGGCACCGGCCUGAACAAGUCCUCGAUCGUCCAGAAGAUCUCCCUUGUAGAUGCGGAGGCCUUGAGGAACGGCUCUCUUGGCGCCGAGGAGGUCACCGUUCACACGGUGCCUUCGAACCCGCAGGUUAUCAACCCGAAUGGCGGCACCAACUACAAUGGUAACAUCAUCUUCGCUGGCGAGGGCCAAGGAGACCGCAUUCCGUCUGCGUUGUACUUGAUGAACCCGCUCGAGCCAUACAACACCACACUGCUCGUCAACAACUUCUUUGGCAGGCAGUUCAACUCACUCAACGACGUUGCCGUGAACCCCCAGAACAAGGACAUCUACUUCACCGAUACCCUCUACGGAUACUACCAAUACUUCCGUCCUGAGCCUGCCAUGCGAAACCAGGUGUACCGACUCACCCCCAGCACCGGCGCCUUGACCGUCGUUGCAGAUGACUUUGUGUUGCCCAACGGAAUCACCUUCUCCCCCGAAGGCGACUAUGCGUAUGUCACCGAUACUGGAAUCAGCCGUGCGCUAUUUGGCAUGAACAUGACUCAACCUGCCUCCAUUUACCGCUUCGACGUCAAACCCGACGGCACUUUCGAAAACCAGAAGACGUUUGCCUACGUUCACGCUCGCGUUCCCGAUGGAAUCCACACCGAUUCCAAGGGCAACGUCUAUGCUGGUUGCAACGACGGCGUUCACGUCUGGAACCCUUCCGGCAAGUUGAUCGGAAAGAUUUAUACGGGGAUUGUCGCUGCCAACUUCCAGUUCGCUGGAGAUGGCCGCAUGAUUAUCAUGGGACGCACGAAGUUGUUUUAUGCCACUCUUGCUGCCUCGGGAGCACCGCUGUUCUACUGA